Cryptococcus wingfieldii CBS 7118 is the source of this 1020-nucleotide messenger RNA. Its product is annotated as ATP-binding protein. Gene Ontology annotation, molecular function: ribokinase activity. The coding region runs from base 1 to 1020 and encodes 339 amino acids. The transcript has 3 exons. The record is from RefSeq and is a predicted model, not a curated record. Gene Ontology annotation, biological process: D-ribose metabolic process. NCBI's taxonomy places the organism in Eukaryota, Fungi, Basidiomycota, Tremellomycetes, Tremellales, Cryptococcaceae.
AUGUCUACUCCCAACCGCUGCCUCGUCCGAGGCUCAAUCAGUGAGUCUCCUGCCAUUCUUCACAACCGAGCUCACCAGACGGUUUCAGAUAUCGACGAAUUCUUCCACCUCCCCCAUAUCGUUCGUCCCGGGGAGACCAUUUCCUCCACAAAACUCACAAAACGUGCCGGGGGCAAGGGUGCCAAUCAAGCUUUCGCCGUCGCCCGUGCAGCUGGGCAGGUCGACCUUGACGGGGCCAUCGGCCAGGACGGCGUCUGGGUGCAGGACUUGCUGGCGAGUGCAGGCGUUGGGGUCAAGAGGCUCUUGACUGUGGAUGACGAAGUCACUGGGAGAGCUGUCAUUCAGAGUUCUCAAGAUGGAGAGAAUUCCAUUGUGCUCCAUGCCGGUGCCAACUAUCACGUCCCCGCUACCAACGCCCCUCCCUCUAUCUCUGGUUACACGCAUCUUCUCCUCCAGAACGAAAUUCCUCUCGCCUCUACCCUCUCCUACCUCUCUUCUGCCGGUCAAUCAUCCCCCCCUGUCAUUACCGUAUUCAAUCCGUCGCCCAUGCUCUCUCCCCAGCAGCUCCGAGAAUUUCCUUGGAAGUAUCUCUCGUGGCUUAUCGUGAAUGAGGGCGAAUUAGGCGACCUCUUGCUCGCUUUCGGGUCAACCGCGAAUCCUGGGACUGCUAGUGAAGAUGAGCUUCGCGAAAAGGCAUCAGCGGGCAUCCUCGAGCUGGCAGCGAACGAAUACUUUUCGCCCAGCGUGGGCAUUAUCUGUACCCUGGGAGCCAAGGGCAUUCUCUACUACCAGCCUGGACAGAAAGUCGGAUAUUACCCAGCGGCCAAGCUCCAGUACCCUGUAAAGGACACGACUGGUGCCGGUGACUGUUUUGCCGGGUACUUUGUGGCCGGGUUGAUGAGUGGCCAGUCGUUGGAGGAAGUCUUGCAGAGUUGCUUGACUGCAUGUGCCAUCUGUGUCGAGAGUGAGGGAGCGAUGGAGAGUGUGCCGACUCGUGAGGCUGUCGCCAAACGUCUAUAG